CGUCAGGAUAGGUAAACAAAACUUCGUAAUUCGUGUUAAAGUAAAAUUUAUUUAUCUGCUCAAACGAAAAAUUAUUUAUUGGUAAAAAAAUGGGUGACAAUUUUGGAAUUCACCGUGGACCUUCCAAAAAAUCGAUUGAUAACAACGAGGACCGUACCCAAGGUCAAAUUUUAAGCGAUUUUCUAGUCCAGAUGGAGGAUUACACACCCACGAUCCCGGACGCGGUCACAUCAUACUAUCUGAAUUCGGCUGGCUUUGAGGCAUCUGAUCCAAGAAUUGUUCGUUUGAUUUCGAUUGCCGCCCAGAAGUUUAUCUCGGACGUUGCCAACGAUGCUCUGCAGCACUGCAAAACGCGAACCAGCAACGCGCCCAAUACUAGCCAUGGCUCGUCGAAAAAUCAGAACGCUAAACUAGCAAAGGAUCGCAAGUACACGCUAACCAUGGAGGAUUUGCAGCCGGCACUGAACGAUUAUGGCAUUACCGUGCGUAAGGCGCAUUAUUUCGUUUGAGGACUUGUACGUUGCUGCGUGUGAAAGCUUCGACCCAAUGUCACCUUCUAAUAGAACAACUUAAAAUCUAUUGAGGUAUAAUAAAUCGAGUUUUUGUUACGUACCACUGAACAAA
Topomyia yanbarensis is the source of this 624-nucleotide messenger RNA. RefSeq names its product transcription initiation factor TFIID subunit 10-like. Bases 90 to 509 code for a protein of 139 amino acids. Gene Ontology annotation, molecular function: promoter-specific chromatin binding; RNA polymerase II general transcription initiation factor activity. Lineage: Eukaryota; Metazoa; Arthropoda; Insecta; Diptera; Culicidae. The transcript is spliced from 3 exons. Gene Ontology annotation, cellular component: SAGA complex; nucleus; transcription factor TFIID complex. The record is from RefSeq and is a predicted model, not a curated record. Gene Ontology annotation, biological process: transcription initiation at RNA polymerase II promoter.